Molecule: messenger RNA, 2530 nt
Organism: Amphibalanus amphitrite
Lineage: Eukaryota; Metazoa; Arthropoda; Thecostraca; Balanomorpha; Balanidae
Exons: 2
Coding region: 974-2530 (518 amino acids)
Source: RefSeq, a predicted model, not a curated record
GGCGAGCGGGGCGAGUGCAGGCAUUUUGGUCCAAGAUCGGUCACGGGCCGUGAUGAAGAACUUGUUUGUCUUUUGAUUCGCCUUAAUAUAGGCGGUUGCCCUUGUCGGAGUAGUGGGAGGCGAGCAGGCCCGACGAAACGCGACAGUCGAAACGGUACAAUACAAGAACCAGUUCCGACAACCAUCGUCUGGGUGUUCAGGCGGCUACAGUUUCGACUUGACCUCUGAGUCGGCUGCACCUCUGCUCCCUCCUGGCUUCUGGAGAGUUCUUCUGCACACGAGCCACUACAGCUACAGCUGCCACACACCGCUGCUGCCACUGCUGCACAUCUGGACGUGGACGAGCAGAUCUGCAUCCUGGCGGCUGGCACUGCACCCGCUCGGAGAACAGUGAGCAGUGGGUAUGGUGCUAAGGUUGAACUCUGAACUCUAGAGCUUUUGCAACUGAACUGUGCUAGGGGGUGUGCUAUCACUACGCACAUGAUUGAGUAAAUCAGCGACACGAGAAGUGCAUCUGUAAAUGUAUUGACGUUGACUUGUGUUACUGUUUAUGCCUGUUGCCGUUGAUUGUUGGGCAGGAUUCGAACCUUGAACUUGCUAUUGGGUACUGGUGUGAUAGCAUUGAACGUAGUUUCCAACUUUGGGGAACCCUUGACUGUUAUCACAUUGGCCAUUGGACGAGUGACAUCAUUCCUGUCCAGGACAAAUAUCUUGAUCGUCCAUUUGUUACUAUUAUCUUGUUACGUCGACCUCGUAUUGAAGUUGGACCUCACACCACCAGGCUUCAGAAGAUUGCUUUGAAUUUGAUAGUUAAAGUCUGGAUACAUUCGCUAUAGGUUGCUAAGCAAGAACAGAACUGAUUGAUUAAGGGCACUCACUGAUAGCUUCGGAUUCCUGACACAUUCCUGAAGCUGGCCACGCUGAACCUAUUUAGUCUACUUUCAUGGUUGUUUAACUUGCACAUUGAUAAUCCAUGAGCUCUCAGAGAUCGAAGGCGUGUCACCCAUUGAUCUUCAUUUUGCUUGGUCUUCAACUUGUCUCCUUAAUCUCAUUGAACAUGGACCUGAAUGUUGAGCGGCUCAAAGUGCAAGAGCUCAGGGAUGAGCUUGAAAAGAGAGGACAAGAUACAAGAGGAUCAAAGGAAGUUCUGAAAGAAAGGUUGAACCUGGUCCUCAAGGAAGAAGCCUUUGAAAUGGCAACUGACCCAAAAACUGCUGGUGAGCUGCGGGCAGUUACCGUGGAGGGGGCUGAAGAUGGUGCCUCACACGUGAGAACCAAGCCACCAGAUGGAGACGUUCAAGAUGUAUCAGAGGUUGGUGAUAGCGCCUCACAGCUGGCAGCUGGACCCCAAGUGGAACAUUCAGUUGCAUGUGGAUCGAGGUGCUCAGGGGGCUCUAUGCGAUCCCUACGUGCACAAGAGUCUGCCAAACGUGCUGCUGCAGAAGUGAGGCUUCGAUUCCUGAAGGAAAAGCAUCGUCUGGAAGCCCAAGAGAGAGAGCUGGAGAUGAAACGAGAAGAACUCAAACUUCAAGAGGAGAUUGCAGAAGCAGAGGCCAAGGAGGAGGCAUUUGCGAUGGCAAGCCAAGCAAGCUCCCAUUCUGGUGUGGCACACAAGUUGAAGAAACAGCAGCCCCGAUCGAAUGGCGCUGCUGAGCUAAACCCUCAACCCGUACCAACCAGAGCUCAGCCCCCUCAACCUCAGCAUGAUGGAGAGCAGGGGGUAAUCAAGAAACUUCUGACCGCCAGCCUGCUCCCAAGACCUGAUAUCCCAGUAUUCUCUGGAGAUGUGACUAGAUUCACCCAGUUCCUCCGAGCCUUUGACAACAGAGUUGCACACAUUGUCCAGGAAGACGACAGUAAAUUGUUCUAUCUGGAACAGUUUACAAGCGGAGUGCCACGCGACAUCGUCCGAAGUUGCAUGAACAUGGCCACUGGAGGCUACCAAACAGCGAGGUCUCUGCUCGAGAAGAGAUAUGGAGAGCGAGACAAGAUAGCUGAUUCAUUCGUGAACAAGCUGAUGAACCGGCCUACUGUGAGGGCUGAUGACGUCACGACACUCGACAACUUCGCACUGGAGCUCCGGACGUGUGAAAACGCAGUCGGAAGUCUCCAGCAAGGCCUGAACGAGUUGGACCAUCCAAAGACGUUGAGAAAACUGCUGGAAAAGUUGCCCUACGCGUUACAGGAGAGGUGGAGAAGGGAGGUCGACGAUCUUACAGUUCGGAAGGGUCGUGCCGUGCGCUUCUCUGACCUGGUGCGCUUCGUCGAAAUCGAAGCGAGAGUGGCAUCAAAUUCCGCGUUUGGGAGACACAUGUUCCAGAAAACAGGAAACACCAAGCAAAGAGAGAAAGAAGCCAAAGUGAAUUUUGUUCGCCAAGAAGAGAGCGAGAGAAGAGAGAUUGUGAAGAAGCCAGUCUGUCCCUGCUGCGAUGAAGCUCAUACGUUGGAGAACUGCUCUGCGUAUGCGAAGCGCCCUCUCGAUGCCAGACGCCAGCUCAUCAGAGAUAACGCCUCUGUUUUGGGUGUCUGA